CGUGUUAGCAAUAUUACUCCGAACAUGUCAAUGAACAAGUACAUGCACCCACGAAAUAUUUACAAAAAACCACCAGACUUUCAACAGUUGGCCCUAGGUUAUCCAGAAUUUAGAAAAUAUGUAAAACUGGACAUUUGCGGUAAGGUCUCGUUCGAUUUCAAAGACCCGGACUCUCUUAGGGUUUUGUCCCGCACUCUACUGAAGAAAGAUUUCGGCUUAGACGUACAAAUCCCAAGAGAAAAACUCGUGCCUACUAUUCCCCUACGGUUGAAUUACAUUUUAUGGAUGGAAGACUUGCUAGACUUUAUGCAACUCGGAGAAAACAUAAAGGGUAUUGACAUAGGCACGGGGGCGUCUUGCGUUUAUCCCCUGAUAGCAGCUAAGAAGAAUAACUGGUCCAUGGUUGGUACAGAAAUAGAUGAAAAAAGUGUCUCUUUCGCCAAAAAAAACGUGGAAUCUAAUAAGUUGAGCUCGUUGAUUACUAUAGUUCGCGUUCAACCUGACACGUUUUUAAAGGGCGCAGUCGGAAAUGACCCGUACGACUUUUGCAUGUGCAACCCGCCAUUCUUUUCCAGUUUCCAUGAAGUACAUCCAUUCUUUAAAAGUCGAAAAAUUGAUCGGCCCAGACCAAAAAACGCCUUUGUCGCGACUGCUAACGAAGUCGUGUCCAAAGGGGGCGAAGUAGAGUUUAUUAAACACAUUAUAAAAGAAAGCAAAGAGCUUGGAGAUCAACUUAAGCUGUGCAGUAGCAUGGUAGGCCACAAGUCGAGCUUGCCCCAUCUAAAAGCAUUUCUGAGAGAACUCGAGGUGCGUAGCUUCAAAGAGACCGAGUUUUGUCAAGGGAACACAACAAGGUGGGGUCUGGCAUGGACAUUUUGCAAUUUUGACCUUCGUAAAGCUACGGAUGUGGUAAAAUUAGUUGGAAGACCCGUCAAAAAGCAUCACCCCAUGUUCUACUUUUUGCCUGUCGCAGACACAGGCAUAGAAAGUGUGAACAAAGUCACAGUAAGAAUUUUAAACAUAUUUAAGACACUGAGGAUGACUUUUGAGGAAGUCACUCGAAACAAAAGCCAUCAAAGGUUCUUUGUGACUGCUCUUUUUAAUACUUGGUCUCAUCAGAGAAGGAAAAAAAGGGAGAAAAUGCGAAAAUCAUUGGAGGGCAAUGACACGAACAGUAUCCAAGAGGAACCAAUUCAGACUGAAGUUAAGUCUCCAGGAAAACGGGUUUUAGAUGACCUUUGCGAUGGGACUUUUACGAAGAAACUGAAAAUUAACGGCGAUAACCAUGAAGCAGCGGUAUUUUACAAGUUUUUGUUCGGGGUGUCUGUGAUUGGAGGAAAAAUCGCUUUGGAAUUGAACACAGUGGAUGGUUUCGAUAGGAGAGAAUACCUAAACCAAAUUUUGCAGUACAUUAAAAACAAUUUACGGGAUGAGGUUGCCCAUUAGGUGUCAUUUUCUUCUA
Molecule: messenger RNA, 1462 nt
Organism: Cylas formicarius (sweet potato weevil)
Lineage: Eukaryota; Metazoa; Arthropoda; Insecta; Coleoptera; Brentidae
Product: U6 small nuclear RNA (adenine-(43)-N(6))-methyltransferase
Exons: 1
Coding region: 25-1446 (473 amino acids)
Biological process (GO): rRNA base methylation
Cellular component (GO): nucleus
Molecular function (GO): 23S rRNA (adenine(1618)-N(6))-methyltransferase activity
Source: RefSeq, a predicted model, not a curated record